AUGUCAUCCGAACCACUGUCAAGCCCUUCCCCGUCGAACCGGUCAGAUCUGAUUGGGCGUGUGGAGUACUCGUCUUUACCACCCGCAUCAUCCCAAGGAACCUCGUUGCCGACGACUCCAUCACCUCGUCCUCGCGAGUGGGCGAAAUGGCCUGGAUUCGAGCGCUAUACUGGCGGCCAGGAUACGAGGGCGUGGUGGCAGCAAUACGGGUAUCGUGUUGAGGACCGGUCCACCUCGCGCCAGGGCAACAGGCUGAAGUGGAUCUGCGCGGAUUGCUUCGCCCGAGGCUUCAAGAAGAAGUCAGACUUCUGCUUCGUCUGCUCAACAGGAGCCGCUAUCAAGAAGCACCUUCGUAACGCCCACGGAAUUCUGGCCCCAAACGACGUUGCCGGAGGCGUGCGAGCCUCAUCUCUGGACGGCCGGCCCAUCACCCACUUCAUUGGUGCCGACUUCAAUAAUCCGCACGACCAGUUCCUUGUCAGCAAGCUGCGUGGAAGAUUCAACAGCAAGGGGCUCCGGGUGCUCCUACUCGACUGGAUCACGUACCAUAAUCUGCCAUUCGAUAUCGUCAACACCGAGAGGUUCCAACGGCUCCUUCUCUACGGCAAUCCGCUCCUUGAUGCGACCCAUAUACCCUCUGGGAAGACGCUACUUCGCAUGCUCGAAUCUGAAUACAGAGGUGCCGUCGGGCCCGUAACGGAAGUACUUCGCACCGCUCGAUCACAGGUUCACUUCUCCUUCGACGGCUGGUCAUCCAAGUCCUACACCGCAUUUCUGGGCAUCAAUGCUCAAUUCAUUGAUCACGACUUUGCCCAACACCGCAUCCUCCUUGGGCUGCGACCUCUCUCGGGCAAACACAACGGUGCGUCGCUUGCCGAUGAGGUCGCCGAUACACUGGCAUUCUGGCAAGUCAACAACCCAGACACGGUCGGCUACUUCACACUGGACAAUGCUGCAAACAAUGACACCUGCAUGGAAGACCUUGCCUUUGAGCACGGCUUCUCACCCGGAGAGCGACGGAUCCGAUGCGCUGCGCAUAUCCUCAACCUCUGUGUGCGGGCAAUGCUGUACGGUUCGAAGCGAGAGAAUUUUGCUGCAAUUGUUGCUGCCGAUGGGGACGAUCUAGAUGACGACGAGGAGGAGUACAGUCAGAACGGCGCCCCUGGAAUGCUCCAUAACAUCGGUCUUCAGCUGCGAAACACACAGCUGUACGAACAGUUUCUUCAGUCUCAACGUAAGGAAUCCGGCCACGGAACAACACUUCACUGGGCCUUCAACAAUGCCACCCGGUGGAACUCGGACAUGCGUAUGAUGGAACGGGCUCUUCGACUCCGCCCGGCGCUCAAUACCUUCUUUAAUGACGUUCAGAACCGGUGGGAAACCGAGGGCCUCUGUGACAGAACGAAGCCGGCAGUUCUGCAAUACCGCUUAAGUGCGUACGACUGGAAAGUUAUCGGGGUACUUGUCAAGCUUCUGAAGCCUUUCGAGAUUGCCAACAAGCAACUUCAGGGCAGCGGUGUUCCCGGUGGUAGGUCCACAUGUGGCAGUUUCGAUGAAUACUUCCCUGUCUUUGAGAUCUUACUUGACCACCUCGAAAGUGCUAUCGAAGGCACAAUCUUCGAAGAGGUUGAGGAUCCAGUGACCAGGGAGAAGAAGGACGUUGAACUCGGAUGGAAGAAGCUACAUAAAUAUUACAGCCGGCUGACUAGCGCUGCAUAUGUCGGGGCUGUUGUCUUCAAUCCUGCGAAAAAGUGGCGCCUUCUCGAUCAACUGUGGUCUCGAUAUAGGGAGCGCGACGUUGACAACGAGAUCCUCGCUACGUCCGAUGAGGCCUCCAUGGAUUACAUUGAGCGGAGACUUGCGAGGACUGUAGCUGACGAAACCGUCUACGGCGGGAGCGACUGGUGA
Molecule: messenger RNA, 1908 nt
Organism: Hirsutella rhossiliensis
Lineage: Eukaryota; Fungi; Ascomycota; Sordariomycetes; Hypocreales; Ophiocordycipitaceae
Product: Ribonuclease H-like protein
Exons: 7
Coding region: 1-1908 (635 amino acids)
Source: RefSeq, a predicted model, not a curated record